UACGCGGGGCCCCGGACUUGGCCUCCUCGUGACGUAGGCGGGAUCAGGCCGGCGCGUGUCUGCUAAUUGGAGCACAAUGAGACCGUCCGAGCCUCGUCCUUAGCUUUGAUGUCGAUCACCGGUGACCGGUUGGCUGGCAAUAAAGGCGUCGCAUCAGCCUGUGCGCGCUUCUCUUCUCACCUUGAACACCUUCGCUCACACCAUGUUCCGCGUCGAGGACAAGCGUCUCGCGCUCCCAGACGGCAGGACGCUCGCGUACGCCGACGCCGGUAACACAUCCUCCUCCACCGUCGUCCUCUUCCUCCACGACGCCUUUGCAGUCGGAGAUGCCUCAAAGGCGCCCGCAGCACUCAUUGAACACCAUACCCACUUCGUCGCGCCCUCCCUUCCCGGUUGGGGCCAUACCUCACCAGUCCCGCGCGCCACCGACUAUGCCGCCACCCUCGCGCGCGACAUGCACGCGCUCAUCACCCACCUGCACCCAGACACCCCCAAUCUGCGCAUCAUCAUCUGCGGCCAUGGCCACGGCAGCAUCCCCGCGCAGAUCCUGUACGGCGCGCCCGAGGCAGAGUUCCCCCUCUGCGCCGCCAUCGCGCGCCUCGUCCUCGUGUCGCCUCUCGCGCCCCCGCACGGCUACCGUGAGUACGCACAGCACCUUUCGCGUGGGCAGUACCUCCUCUUCGGGCCACCCUCCAGGCUGCUGCCCUGGAUACCCGCGCGCAUCGCGCAGCUCACAUACGCCCCGCGCCUGCGCGACCCUCCCCGUUGCGAGGCGCUCGUGCGCAGCUACCUCGUCGAUGCCGCGCUCGCGAGCGACGAGCACAGCGUGUUCGAGCGCUGGUGCGAGAAACAGGAGGUGCGCGACGGGCAGCUCGAGCGCGAUCUCGCCGCGAACGCCGCGCGCAGCGUCGCCCGCACCUGGCGCGGCUUCCGGGACAUGUCCGCGAUAUACCACAGCGGGUGGGGCGGGUAUGCUCCGGACGGCGGCACCCAAGCCAAGUGCGGCGUCAUCAUCGUCGCCGCAGCCACGGACGAGUGGGUGCCAUGCCAGCACGCUGAAUGGCUGGCGAAGAAGAUCGAGGCCGCGUCGCUCAUCACGCUGAAUGGCAGUCACCUGUCGGUGCUGUUCCACAUGAACGAUGUCUGGAACGAGAUCUUGCGCGACGAGCUCAUGCUAUCAGAAACUACGCACGAGUAAGUCCUCGAUUCGGGCACUGGUUGUUCGGUCGAUACCCUUGGGACUUGAGGAUAUCUAUACGGUGCACGGAUACUAAUUCAAAGCUACUAUCAGCCAAUGCUGGCAUAACACACAUGUAUUUGUAGAUAUACAAAACGAGAAUGGUUAAUGACAAGUCGAGGUUAAGGAGAAA
Molecule: messenger RNA, 1370 nt
Organism: Schizophyllum commune H4-8
Lineage: Eukaryota; Fungi; Basidiomycota; Agaricomycetes; Agaricales; Schizophyllaceae
Product: alpha/beta-hydrolase
Exons: 1
Coding region: 203-1198 (331 amino acids)
Source: RefSeq, a predicted model, not a curated record